AUCUGACUGUGAGGGGCGUUCACAGGCAGGACGACAGUAUAAAGCAGUGUUGGAGAAACAGUAGAGACAGAGCUACAGCCAUGGAGACCAUCACACAUCAACAGCACAAUAUCCCAGCACUGCCAAAUUCCAAGUCUAGGCAGAACAUUGACCACUUCACAGAUGUGCAUGAUCUGCCUUGCAUCGAGAAGCUUGUGCGCUCAGUGGAGGAUACCCCUAAUCCCAUCAGCACCGUUAUCACUGGAAUAAUCCCAGAAUGGAUCAACGGACGCUUCUUGAGAAAUGGGCCUGGGAAGUUUGAAAUCGGAAACCAUAAGUUCAACCACUGGUUUGAUGGUAUGGCUCUCCUGCACCAGUUCAAAAUCUCCAACGGACAGGUGACUUACAAAAGCUGCUUCCUGUCCAGUGACAGUUACAAAGCCAACAAGGAGCACAACCGCAUCACAGUGUCAGAGUUUGGCACUGUCAACAUGCCAGACCCCUGUAAAAACGUAUUCCAGCGCUUCCUGUCAAGAUUUGAAUUACCAAAGACCACAGAUAAUGCCAAUGUGAGCUUUGUGACAUAUAAAGGUGAUUAUUAUGUCAGCACUGAAGCCAGUGUCAUGCACAAGGUGGACCCUGAGACACUAGAGACAACUAAAAAGGUGGACUGGAGCAAAUUCAUUGCUGUGAAUGGAGCGACUGCACACCCCCACACGGAGCGUGAUGGAACAACCUACAACAUGGGGAAUUCAUACACCUCUAAAGGCGCGACCUAUAACAUCAUCCGAGUGCCGCCGACCAAGAAAAAAGCCGAGGAAACCCUGGAGGGAGCCACAGUGCUGUGCUCUAUUCCCUCAGUGGACAAGAGCAAACCAUCCUACUACCACAGCUUUGCCAUGUCAGAGAACUAUGUGGUGUUUAUUGAGCAGCCUAUCAAGAUGGACCUGUUAAAGAUUGUCACAGGCAAGCUGAGAGGGAAAAGCAUCAGUGAUGGAAUUUUCUGGGACCCGAAACGCGACACCAUCUUUCACCUGAUUCACAAACAUACAGGAAAGUUAAGCUCCAUUGAGUACCUUGCCAAGCCGCUGUUAACUCUGCACCAGAUUAACGCAUACGAGGAGGACGGCUUCUUGAUCCUAGAUAUGUGUGCUUCAGAUGAUGGCAAGGCCAUUCAAAACUACAACAUUCAAAACCUCCGCAAGUCUGGAGAAGAUCUUGAUGAGGUGUAUAACACCAUGUGUAGAAACUUCCCACGGCGUUUUGUUCUGCCUCUCAAUGUGGACAAUGAUACCCACUACGACCAGAACUUGAACCCGCCCAACACCGCAGCCACUUCAAUAAGAAUUGCCAAGAAGAAGGUCUUCUGUACCCAUGAGGACCUCCACGGAGAGGAUCUUCAUCAAUAUGGAGGUCUUGAGUUCCCCCAGAUCCACUAUGACAAGUACAACACCCACCCCUACCGCUACUUCUAUGGCUGCGGCUUCAGACAUCUUGUAGGAGACUCACUGAUCAAGAUGGACCUCCACGGAAAACACAUGAAGGUGUGGGAACAACCUGGUUUUUAUCCCUCCGAACCAGUCUUUGUACCCUCCCCUGAUGCCACGGAGGAGGACGAUGGCGUUGUCUUGUCUGUGGUCAUCACUGCCAAUAAGGACAAGAGUACAUUCCUCCUGGUUUUAGAUGCCAAAACGUUCGAGGAACUGGGCAGGGCUGCGGUGCCCGUCAACAUCCCCUACGGUUUCCACGGGACAUUCAAUGCCACCCCAUAGAUGUAGGAGAGGAGGAAAUACAUGAUGAGUGUAUCGUUGACCUCACAUGAAUGGAUAGAAGUCAUGGCAUAAGUUAUAAACUAUAUAAAUAUUGACGUUUUGGCUGUCUCAACGUAAACAAGGUCGCUACACAAAUAUCAAUGUGCUGUAUAGUUUACUUGUUAGAAAAAGACAAAAAACAUUCCUACUCAUAAUUAAAGGUGCACUAUGAGUCCCUUCAUG
Molecule: messenger RNA, 1973 nt
Organism: Etheostoma cragini (Arkansas darter)
Lineage: Eukaryota; Metazoa; Chordata; Actinopteri; Perciformes; Percidae
Gene: bco2b
Product: beta-carotene oxygenase 2b
Exons: 12
Coding region: 81-1751 (556 amino acids)
Biological process (GO): retinal metabolic process; carotene catabolic process
Cellular component (GO): mitochondrion
Molecular function (GO): carotenoid dioxygenase activity; beta-carotene 15,15'-dioxygenase activity
Source: RefSeq, a predicted model, not a curated record